AUGGAAUCCUAUGUUAGGGUGUUUGGUUGCCUGCACUGCAUCCAGAUGCUGCAUGCGCUCGUGCAAUACCCCCUCCCCAGCCUGGCUCCGGCGGAACGCCUGGAGUUCUCGUUUCUCCUCGGCCUGGCUGGCUGCGCACGCGAGCGGGCGAGCGCGCGCUCCGAAAGGCGGCUCCCGCCAUGCAGCCGCGGUCAUUCACCAAACAUUACUAAGUCUGGCAGUGAGGUGACCGGUACUCAGGUGUACAACCACUUACGUAAAUGGAGACAGAGGUGGAUGAGGGUGGCAAAAUUAAGAGAGUUGAGUGGUGCCAAUUGGGAUGAAGACUUAUGCAUGAUAAGUCUGGAGGAUGAGCACUACAAUGGCCACAUUAAGGCCCACCCUAAGGAUGCUGAGUUCUUAAACAAGCCUAUAGAAAACUAUAAGGAGAUGAUGACUAUAUUUGGGACAGGAUUAGCAACUGGGAAGUAUGCUAUGGGUUCAAAUGAAGCUUUAGGAUCUCCAUGCGAGGUUGCUACUAGCUCUGUUAAGACUGAUUCCCUUGAUGAAGACAAGAGUGGUAAGUCAGUUAAGACUGAUUCCCUUGGUGAGGCAACAAAGGAUAUGAAAGAAGGUAGUAGUGGUGUAGGCAAUAAGAGGAAGAGGGGUGUGCUCACUGAUGAGGACACUCUGAUGUUGUCUAAAAUGACAGAUGCUGUCAAGGAUGUGGCAGCUGCUAUUCGUGAGACCAAAGUGGAGGUGAUUAAUCCUGACCUAUAUGUUGCAGUCAUGUAUAUGCCUGGAUUUAGUGAGGAAGCUUUAAUUUGUGCUUUCUCUCAUCUGGUGGACAACAAGGCGCAGGGGGAUGCUUUUGUCCACAUGACUGACUCCCAUCGUGUCCUGUGGCUAAGGACAUGGCUAGCCAAGAACUACUUCCUGUAGAUGCAUAUUAUGCUAACUGACUGAUCAUUCUUUUGGGUAGCCAAACAUAUACCAUGAGAGGUUUUGCUUUUGCUGUGAGACAACUUGCUUGUCUGUAAGGUCACUAAUUUCUGGGGGUCUUUAGGUCUGAGGGUGAUCCUUUGCUGGGUUGUUGGAGUACUGAGAGGUUGAAGGCAUAUGUGAUCAGUCAGAUUGUUGCCUGUGAUGUGGUGGACCUAGAUUCAAAGUUCCAGUUGCAUUUGUAACCAUGACUUUGAUGCAUGAGCUAAUUUCCUUUGCCUCUAUUGUUUCCUUUGCCUCUGUUCUUUCCUUUGCCUACGAUCAGUCAGAUUGUUGCCUGUAAUGUAUGUGAUUUUCAUGCUUGAUCUGAGAUGGUUUCUAUUGCCUAUGAUGUAUGUGAUUUUCAUGCUUGAUCUGAGAUGGUUUCCAUUGCCUAUGUUGAUUGGCAAAUUUUGAUAUCUUGAUCUGAGAUGAUUUCCAUUGCCUAUGAUGAUUACCAAACCACUACCUAACUGUGUUGUAAGUAUUGAAUUACCAGUUCAGUUACUGAGCACAAUAAAUGGCCUAUGAUCAUUCUAUGAUACUACCUCAAAUUGUGAAGUGUCCUAACAAAAUUUACAGCUAUGGCUUGGUACGUAGUACAUGUUGGCCGUCAAACUGGUGUCUACUCUUCCUGGGAAGCUUGCCAUGCUCAAGUAAAUGGUUGCAAAGGAGCUUGCUACAAAAGAUACAAUUCAAGAGAAGAAGCGAUGACAGCUUUCAAUGGUCACGACAAUGAGGACAAACAACAGGAAGUUCCAGUACUUCUUAGGAACAAAGCUAGUGCUAUUACAAUUAAAGAUGUAAUAAUAUUUGCAGGAGGUGUUGUAAUAUUAGUUCAAGCUUUAAUCAUUACAAUUUUAGUUUCCAAAUUGAUGUAAUAAUGGUUACAUUAGCUGUUUUAUCCCCUCUUGGUCUGUGGUGGUAACCUUACCAAUGUAUGCAAGAGGUGACUUUAACAA
Molecule: messenger RNA, 1922 nt
Organism: Zea mays
Lineage: Eukaryota; Viridiplantae; Streptophyta; Magnoliopsida; Poales; Poaceae
Exons: 3
Coding region: 1-921 (306 amino acids)
Source: RefSeq, a predicted model, not a curated record